CUAACUGACCCUCGGCUCGUGAGCUCUUCUCCUAGCCCAGACACGGAGUACCUCGCCUGAGAGACUAGUCUCCGCUCCACGGUGCAAAAUUGCUUCGAGACCGCUUACUUCAAUCACCAUAUGCUACCAUCAGGCAGUAAUAAGGGGGGCGGUGUUCGGAAGCGCGGCCGCUACAUCGCAUACGCGUGUAAUCGCUGUCGUGCAGCCAAAGUGCGAUGCAACGGAAAGCAGCCAUGCUCAUACUGCGUGGCAAGAGAUCCAACAUCUUGCCAUUACCGAAAUCCGCGUACCCUACAUGAUUCUAAUCAGCAAGAACAACAACGAUUUCGGGGCCAACAAAUACAAGAGGAAGACUCCCGUGCUGUGUGUAUACCGGCAGAAGGCGCCAGCGGGAUCAGCGUCUCAGGCUAUGAGAGUGUCAAGAUGCUGUUACAACAACAGAACAAUAAACUUGAUGCAAUACUUGAGCGCGUCUCCAACGUAGAGGCUACUCAGAGAUUGCAACAGCAUGAAGUUAAAGGGCCUUCAAGCAAUGCGCCAUUAGAUUGUGAAGAGCCACUUCCGGUGAUUCAAAGCUCGACAAGUGCAUUAUUUUGCAUUCACGUCAUUGAUGACAAUCUCAAGGCAUUAGAAGAGCCAGAUUUAGGAGCUCUGCAACCUAGAGGCUGCAAGCCGCCUUUGACAUCUUCUUUCUCCAUUUUGCAUGGUCAGAUUGUUAACAAAGUUGCAGCUGAUAUUGGCGAGUGGGGGGAUGCAGGAAUAAGCGUGGGUUCGUCCAGUUCUGGCCGCACGACUUAUAGCAGGUCUACGAAUCCGCUAGGCAGCUUAGAGAAUGCAGAGCUUGUUCGCUUGAUUCAAAAAUACGAUGAUGUAGCGGGAAUGAUGUAUCCAGUAGUGGAUAUAGCGAAGAUGCUGCGCUUGGUUGAAAUCGAUGGCCAUCUUCAAGGGCUAAACGCAGCGCCUGGAUCUCUCCCUCUAAGACGAAGCGAAGCAACCAUUCUUCAGAUGAUGGCUGCCAUUGCUCUCACAGCUGAAAAUGAGAAUGGUUCAGAUCUAAUCCAAAGCCUCCACGAUGAUGUGUUACCGGAUGUCCAACAUAUAGUCUGGAAUACAAACACUGAUCUCCAUGGCUUAAUUCUACUAGUACUUGUGGGCAUAUUCUAUUACAAUACCCAUAAGUGGCGCCUCGCUUGGCGUUUCUUGGGCAAUGUGGCGCGAAUCUUGGUAGAACUCGGCCUCAAUAGACAAAUGGUCCUGGAUAGAUCAUUCCCUCAGAUAGAGACGCGUACACAAGCACUUAACGUUAUAUGGUCUGUUUUUGUAUUAGAGCAACAACUAAGACAUGGAUUGGGACUUUCGAGUAUGACGCAAGACCUAACUCUGGAUUCAACGUUCCCCAAACCAGUUAAUGCACCUUACCUGGAUGCGAUGAUUCAGUAUCUUAGAAUUGCCAACCCUACGACUACAAUAAUUUUUGGCAGGCAUAGUACGCAGUUAACGCCUCAGGAGUUCCAAGAAGUUUACAGCUACUUCCAAUACCGCCUUAGUGAGUGGUACAAAAACAUUGACUGUGAAUUCCAGCUCAAAGCCGAAGGCAAGAGAAUUGAGCAAUGGAACCGCUAUCUUAGUGCUACGCUUCGCCUAAGAGCAUACGUCCUUCGAAUUGGGGUCGCGAGGUUCGUUCUCUUCGGGAAAGGAGUCAUAGGAAUGCCAUCCACAGAUAUCUGGUCCACAUGCGUCGACGCAGCGGCCUCCAUAUCAUCCAUUUUAGCCGCUAUAGAUGCCGACCAGCCGCAGUUUCAAUCUGCGAGACCGGAAUCCAAUUACUUCCUGAUCUCUGGGCUAGGGAUUCUGCUGCUUGCUAUUUCUCAAAAUGCAGUGCUCUCUGUAGCAGAGCGGCCACUGUCUCCAGAGACACUUCAAAGCGCUCAACAAAGCGCUAUUCUCUGUCUUAACCUCUUACGCAAUCGUGCAAUUUUUUCUCGUCCAUCUAAGCACCUUUGGAACAGAGUACAAAGCCUCGCUAUACGCUUAAAUCUCAUAAAUAGCCCGGCUACCUCAAACCAGGGCGCGGCGGCAGAACAACCAGAGGUCAUAAAUGAGAUGGGAGACAUCAAUUCACUACCACUAAUAGCAGAGCUAAACUUGGAAAGUUUUCCAUCUGAUGCAAAUUUUCGCUCUUCUAACUUGAGUGGAAUAGCAGAGAUGUCUGUGCUACCGAGAAAUAAUGAUCCACCGUUUGGUAUGGAUCUUGACUCUGCGUAUAUAAUUAACGAACUAAUGGCGGGCUUUGAAUAAAGGUGAACGCGCUGGGAAAUAUCAUACUCUUUCUCGUUCUUGUGCUUUUACAUUCUAUCAAGUUACCAUCUAAGAUAAUGAAAUAUUUCCGGACGCGGUUUAGCUGCGUCCGUACUUGUAGCGUCACCACUCUAUACAGGAGUUGUAUUUGACUUUAUACUGGCAUUUGUUUCCAGAAUAGGAACGUCGAUUUAAAAUCAGGUCC
This is a messenger RNA of Trichoderma asperellum CBS 433.97, 2503 nucleotides long. RefSeq lists its product as uncharacterized. NCBI's taxonomy places the organism in Eukaryota, Fungi, Ascomycota, Sordariomycetes, Hypocreales, Hypocreaceae. Gene Ontology annotation, biological process: positive regulation of transcription from RNA polymerase II promoter by galactose; DNA-templated transcription. The record is from RefSeq and is a predicted model, not a curated record. Gene Ontology annotation, cellular component: nucleus. Gene Ontology annotation, molecular function: zinc ion binding; DNA-binding transcription factor activity, RNA polymerase II-specific; RNA polymerase II cis-regulatory region sequence-specific DNA binding.